Messenger RNA from Trichoplusia ni (cabbage looper), 1221 nucleotides. RefSeq names its product cell division cycle and apoptosis regulator protein 1. Gene Ontology annotation, biological process: poly(A)+ mRNA export from nucleus. NCBI's taxonomy places the organism in Eukaryota, Metazoa, Arthropoda, Insecta, Lepidoptera, Noctuidae. The coding region runs from base 92 to 904 and encodes 270 amino acids. The record is from RefSeq and is a predicted model, not a curated record. Gene Ontology annotation, cellular component: nucleus. The transcript has a single exon.
UUUGGCUUGCCGCCUUGCGUUUACAAAAAUAUUUCAAUCAAUUAAACGAUUCGGUGAUAGAAUACUUCCAUCAGUAAAUAUAAUUAACGUAAUGGCCGAUUCAACCGUGAUGGAGGUUUCUAAAAUGAAGGUAGUUGAUUUGCGAAAAGAAUUGAAGACGCGCGGCCUCUCUUACACCGGCGAUAAAGCUGAGUUAGUGGCGAGACUCCAAGCAGCAAUGUCUCAAGACGAACACGGAGACAUCAACUUGGAUUCGGACGAAAUCGACUCAGAUGGGGUUUUGGAAGAUGAAGACGAAGAUAAAAGUCAAGCAGAUGCGCUAGAUGCUGUUGACCCGCUCACUGAAGAAAUGGCGCUCUCUGAACAGCCUCCACUGGUUAAGCCGCCAACAGAAAUUAAGCAAACCAGGACCCUUAAAAGGAGGAUAACAUCAACAGAUAUCUCUAAGGAUAAAACAGAUGAUUCUAAGACAGCAGAUAGCAAAGAGAUUGCAGCCAAGAAAAUUGUCUUAAACAGAGCAAUUAUUUCUGCUCCAUCAAAAACUUCUGAAGAAAAGGAAGAUGCAGCGCCAUCUGAAAAUAAUACGACAGCAAGUAAUAAAAUAAAAAUAACUGCAGAUUUAGAUACUAAAACAAGGUUAGAAAUGAGAGCAAAGCGCUUUGGAUUACCUGUUAAAGUAAGCGAAGGUGACAGGAAAGAAGCCAGAAAACAAAGAUUUGGCCAGGCUGCUGCAGCCAAAAGUUCAACAGCUAUAAGUACUGAUACAGGUACUUUAACUGAGAAUAUGGAAAAGCUGAAAAAGAGAGCGGAAAGAUUUGGACAAUCAGUAUCAAAAAUAAUGAGUGAUAUUGAAAACAAAGAGAGAUUGGAAAAGAGAAAAGCUAAGUUUGGGGCUAGUGCCUAAACUCACUCAUGUAAAUAUGUUGACAAAAUUGUUGGUAUCAAUGUACCAAGCCUUGGUACUAAUAUUUAAUUGCAUUAAGAAUAAUGUCAUAACAUGUUUUAAUACCUUUCUUCUCAGUAAAGGAUUUUACUAAAUUCAUAGAUUAUUACACUUGCAGAAUUGUUCACCUAUAAUAUAAUAAUAAGGUGAAUAGGCAUAGAAGUCACUAAUUAUUUAGUUGUUAAUCAGAUUGAAUUAGUAAAAUAAGAUACAUUUGACAUUAAUGUUUAGUUAUAAUUAUGUAUGUUAAGGGUACUGAAUUAAAGAUUUGACUACUA